UGCUGUUUGGUUGCGCUCGUUAGAGCAUGAACCUCGGUUAUCCAGCAACUGUGGUUCCACUUUAUUGGUGUCGCGGCCCACGCAGGCAGUAUGUGUUGCAACAGUGUAUCGUGUGAACCAGUGCUUGCGGUCAGCAGUGGCAGCGGCAGCAGUAGCAGUAACAGCGCCAGUACAGCUGCCACCCGUUGGCGCUGUUCAGUAAAAAAAGAAGAAGGGCUUCAGUGGCGAUAACUGUGUGACAAUCAACCUGGUAUCGGUCCGCGUAAUCAUUUACUGCGUGCUAGUGCCACCGUCUCGUGUCGUCUCUUCCCCUGAACCGUGUCCGUACCACGCUCGUUCCUGGACCGCGAGUGAGCGAUCUUCAGUCGCUCUGUGCAAUCCAAUUUCCAUUGAAAAGUAAUAGAGUUCUAGAGCCGCAAUUAGUUUGAAACCCGUUCACCGUUUCGUUCACCAGUAGCCGUACUGCUAUGUUAGAAAAACAAAGGCAAAAGGUCGCCAAACCGAAAACAGAAAGCCCAAAACCGAAGCGAACCGUCGCCGCUCGCGUGAUCAUCCAGCCGAAGAGCGCCCGUGGUCUUCUUCCGUCUACGUUAACAGUCCGCUACCGUGUGUACUUAUUGUGAUUGCUAAAACUCACCACAGCACCACCACUACACGACUCGGACUGUUUGGCGGCGCUCGCCCCGUCGACCCGAUCGGGCGCCCCCCCCGCAUAGUUCCGCCGUACAUAGAGAGUAUAUUCUCCGCGUGGCGUGGUGCUCUUCACGGUGCCCGUUACUGGAUCUACCUGUCCUCCACCACACAUAAACACAUACACGAGAACAUAUUUUUAUGUUUUUUUGUUUCUGAUUAUCUGCGCGUGUAGUGUAUCACCACCACGGUCUAAAAACAUUUACGAUGCUUCUGAGCCACAAUAAAUUCGGGAGUAUCCGCCCGGCGAAGCAGCUGAAGAUCGAUAAGAUGGACGCACCGGCGACGUCAGACAUCGUCAUCAUCAACGGCAAUUCGCAUCCGGAUCUGGCCAACCUCAUUGCCAACCGUCUCGGUGUGGCGAACGGUGGGUGCGCCGUUUACCAUAAAACGAAUCGCGAAUCGAUGGUGGAAAUCGGCGAUUCGGUGCGUGGCAAGGACAUCUACAUCAUACAGACCGGUACAAAAGACGUCAAUAACAACAUUAUGGAGUUGCUGAUCAUGGCGUAUGCGUGCAAAACGUCUUCGGCUAAGUCGAUCGUCGGCGUCAUACCGUAUCUACCGUACUCGAAACAGUGCAAGAUGCGCAAAAGGGGAUGCAUUGUAUCGAAGUUGCUGGCGAAAAUGAUGUGCACCUCGGGUCUGUCGCACAUCAUCACCAUGGACUUACACCAGAAAGAGAUCCAGGGUUUCUUCGACUGCCCGGUCGACAACCUGCGGGCGUCCCCGUUUUUGCUGCAGUACAUCCAGGAAAGCAUCCCUGACUACCGUAACUCGGUGAUUGUCGCGCGCAACCCGGGUUCGGCCAAGAAGGCGACCUCGUAUGCUGAGCGGUUACGGCUAGGCAUUGCUGUCAUCCACGGUGAACAAAAGGAGUCAGAGGCUGAUGAGGUGGACGGUCGUAAUUCGCCUCCCACGCUGCCGAAGUCACGCACGAUGGAUGUGUCGGGUGGCGUGCCCAUCCACCCGGCUAAGGAGAAGCCGCCGAUAAAUGUGGUCGGUGAUGUGGGGGGCCGCAUAGCUAUAAUGGUGGACGACAUGAUCGACGACGUGCAGUCGUUCGUGGCGGCGGCCGAGGUGCUCAAGGACCGGGGAGCGUACAAGAUCUACGUCUUGGCGACGCACGGGCUGUUGAGCCAGGAUGCACCGCGCCUGAUUGAGAACUCGGCCAUCGACAUCGUCGUGGUGACGAACACCAUACCGCACGAGAUCCAGAAGAUGCAGUGUCACAAGAUCAAAACGAUCGAUAUCAGUAUUUUGCUGGCGGAGGCAAUCCGUCGCAUACACAACAAGGAAUCGAUGUCGUAUCUUUUCAAAAACGUCACCCUUGAGGACUGAAAUGGUAAUCCGGCCUCCAUCCGAUGGUCUGGCACGGAAAGUCUCCGGAAAAGAAAAGCUAAACAAUUAGGGUUCUAUUAUCCAGUGCAAGCCACCACCAUUUUGAACGCUUUCCAGGUUUAGGUUGGUCAAAACAAGGCCCAAGGUCCCAAGUAAUUGUGUACACUUACAGCGCCCCGUUUUAAACGUUUUCCCCAACAUAUUUUACCGCUAUUAAAGCGCAUUUCAGUGUUUUCUUCCUCCCACUAGUAAGCAGCUUUAUUGUAAACAUGUUUUAUCUUUGGUUUGUUUGUUUUUCAUUUCAACCCCAUAUUUCCCUUUCGAUAACCUGCUGUGCCCGGGAAGCAAUCUAGAACGUAAUGAAUUGUAACGAAGAAGCAGUAAGGCGAAGUAGUUAGUAGUGAUAGUCGUAACAGUCAUUCAGUCGCAAUCUCUCAUUGAGUCAAGCGCUGCGUAGCACUUGAAUGCGCCCCAAACCGUUCGCCAAACGAGAAAGAGUUGUCAAUAAAUAACCUGAUGGUCUCGCAUCAAUGAUUACGGUCGAGUA
Messenger RNA from Anopheles bellator, 2575 nucleotides. RefSeq names its product phosphoribosyl pyrophosphate synthase-associated protein 2. Gene Ontology annotation, cellular component: ribose phosphate diphosphokinase complex; cytoplasm. Gene Ontology annotation, molecular function: magnesium ion binding; ribose phosphate diphosphokinase activity. The record is from RefSeq and is a predicted model, not a curated record. NCBI's taxonomy places the organism in Eukaryota, Metazoa, Arthropoda, Insecta, Diptera, Culicidae. Gene Ontology annotation, biological process: 5-phosphoribose 1-diphosphate biosynthetic process; purine nucleotide biosynthetic process. The coding region runs from base 898 to 2028 and encodes 376 amino acids. The transcript is spliced from 5 exons.